GGCAGAGAGAACCGACAAGCUCAGCAGUCAGCAUCAGAAAACCUCACCAGUCAGAUCUCUGCAAAAAAAAAAAGUAACUACUCGAAAUGGCAGACGUCGCCGUUGCAGCACCCGUUGAGAAGAGGGCACCUCCCAAAUUCAAGCAGAGGACUGCUCGCACCUUCAAGAGCAAGGCACCCAAACCAGGCCAGAAGGGAUUCGGAGACGACAUCCCCGGCAUGGAGGGUCUUGGCACAGACAUCACAGUGGUUUGCCCAUGGGAAGCCUUUGGCGACAUGGAGCUCAGCGACCUGGCGAAAUAUGGAAUUGUUUAGUGUUUUCUUCCUUCUGCCUUCACCCCUUUUUGCCAUGAUAGUCACUCAUGUAUUCUCGCUCUUGAUUAAGCUGCCAUCAACUGCACGUGUGCUUUAGAGAGGAGGCAGCACUUUAUGACUUAGACAUUUGACCUGGGAACAAAUCCAGCACCUUUUCUUGUCUAAUGCACUUUAUUUAUCUUUUCCCUAAUUCUCCAUCGCCCUCUGGCUCACCCCUGCCUUCCUUUUGCUUUCCUCUUUUCCUUCUUUCCUUCUUAUAAUGAGUGGUACCAGCAACUCUGGAUAAAAAAAGAAAUGGAGCAUGGUGGCAUGAACGGGAGUUUGGUAUCUGCUGCUCUCUUUUUGCUGCUAAUUUAACUUACACAGAUUUAUUUUUUGUGUAUCAGCUAAAUCCUAUAUAUUUUUUGUCAUUUUAUUUUGCAGUAAAAAAAAGUCUGUCUGUUUUGUCAGUAGAGAGAAAUAACUCCACUAUACAAAAUAAAUGUUCACCUUUUCCAUUCAA
Molecule: messenger RNA, 816 nt
Organism: Solea senegalensis (Senegalese sole)
Lineage: Eukaryota; Metazoa; Chordata; Actinopteri; Pleuronectiformes; Soleidae
Product: retinal cone rhodopsin-sensitive cGMP 3',5'-cyclic phosphodiesterase subunit gamma-like
Exons: 3
Coding region: 87-314 (75 amino acids)
Biological process (GO): positive regulation of epidermal growth factor receptor signaling pathway; positive regulation of G protein-coupled receptor signaling pathway; visual perception
Cellular component (GO): photoreceptor outer segment membrane
Molecular function (GO): 3',5'-cyclic-nucleotide phosphodiesterase activity; cGMP binding
Source: RefSeq, a predicted model, not a curated record